Molecule: messenger RNA, 1230 nt
Organism: Cantharellus anzutake
Lineage: Eukaryota; Fungi; Basidiomycota; Agaricomycetes; Cantharellales; Hydnaceae
Exons: 4
Coding region: 1-1230 (409 amino acids)
Source: RefSeq, a predicted model, not a curated record
AUGACUUUUACAUCGAUUGUCUCAUUUGGGCUCUUCCUAGCGUUGUGGGCCGUGCGCAUUGACGCCCGUAGGACGACUGUCAAUGUCACAGUUCUUGACACGGAUCCAUCUAUCUCAUACUUACCAGCAAUUUCCAAAACUUCUGGGUCGUUCAGGCGGUCCCCGAUAGAGAGAGAGCCAUGGAAGAUUGGGAGCUAUCCGAACAAGCCCGGGACUCGUAACUCAUCGUUCCAUUAUUAUAUCCAUCGGAGCAGCGACACAGGCUCGGAGGCGAGAGAAAUACGCUUCCAUUUCAAAGGUAGCGCUGUGUGGGUUUAUGGCGCUCCAUUGGAUCAACUUGGAGGCUACCCAUUAGCGCCGCAAGAAAUUUGUUAUGAAAAUCUAAUUUGCUCGAAAAUAGAUAUUAGCGCCAUCUAUAAGAAUGUAGAAAAGCAAUCUACUCCUCUAUUAUGGUCUAUGGAUAACCUGGACACUUCUAUUUACCAUCAUGUUGUGCUUCGCAUGGUUGAUGACUCCAAAGCCGAGGACCGCGUCGUAAUGUCUCUCAGUAGAAUUGAGUAUACUGUGCCUCAGGAGAGCAUCAAGCCGCAUGCGUUCACUUCCAUUCAGAGCCCAAGUUUGGCAAUUAGGGCGGAUCACCCAUCCAUUCGAUACCGACCCUCUAAGAAGUGCCUAAACCGUGGAUGGUUCUUUGGGUGCCGAAAGAGACACAUCCCCUGGAAACUCGUAAAGUCCAUGACACUGGUGGGUCAAGGGGGAAAGCAUCUUCGGACUCAGGAGUUUGCCUUCAUGCAAGGCCUCACCACCACUGGUUCGAGAUCCCGGAAGCGGAUUGUCCGGGCGUCUUUCGCCUUUAAAGGGUCUGCCGUUUACCUUUACGGAGCGCCGCGAUCCCGUAUCACAUUCCCUCAUGUCGAUCAGGAAAUCUGCUUGGAUGGCUCUUGCGAAUCACUAGAUGCCUACCAAACAUAUCUCAACUUAGAUAUGACCAGGUUGGAAAGCAACUCAAGCUGGAGAGUCUCCGCAUCGCAAAACCCUUCCGUGGCUCUAACUCCAUUAGAUCCUGAAGAUAGGUCCGUUCUAUUGUGGUUCGCGGAAGGUCUCAAACCGACCAAGAAACACGCACUUGUAUACAAAGCGGUGAAACCAAACCCGGAGUUGGUUGUGGAAAAAGGCAUGAAUCUAGACCAUAUCAUCUACACACCGCAUGUCGCUGAUAAUGUGCCGUGA